Molecule: messenger RNA, 1008 nt
Organism: Symbiodinium pilosum
Lineage: Eukaryota; Dinophyceae; Suessiales; Symbiodiniaceae
Source: the annotation of a GenBank genome assembly
AUGGAUGCAUCAUACGGCAUUUUCCUCGGUGGCUUUCAUAUUGAUGCCCAGACCUUCGAGGCCAUGUUCUGCAUGGUCGUGGUUAUGGUGAUGCUGCGGCUGGAGCUGUUCAGGCGGGCAGUAAAUGGACGUCCAGGUGAAACAGCUCCGUCGCCAGACAAGUACAAGAAACUGCUGCGAGAGUGCGCGCCAGAGGCGAUCGGCACGCUCGCGUGCAUUCUGCUGGUGGUAGCCUUGAGAUCUCGGGGCGACACCAUUGGCGAGUCCAUGGACGAGCGGUCACGUGAGGCCUGGGAAGCCAUCAAGGCCCAGUGGCCAGUGCUGAUGACGGCAGACACCCUGCUUGCCCUUCAGGUGAUGCUGCGACUAAUUGUAGUUCUUUCUGCGGUGUUGCGAUCAGGCAGCGGGCAGGUUUCGCCAUUAUUUGAUGAGUGUGCGAUGCUGUGGUUUGGAGGUGCUGCUGCAAGAUCAGUGGUCCUGAUGCACAGCAAGGCUUAUUGGCUUGAAGGACCUGUUGGCGGCGUCAUUCCCACACUCCUCGAGGUCCUGCUGGCGCCCUUGCUCUUCAUCCUGGGCAAGCGCGCACUCCGUCGAUCCACAGUGACAAUGCUUACUGUUGUAGCCUUGGUUGCUGUCUUUGCGCAGCGCAACAACAUUCAGCUGGCCGACGAGCCAGAAGCGAACGUGCUGUUCACCGCGGCUCAUUGCUUCGAGCUCUUAUCAGCGGUGCUAUAUCUUGCGCGGACGUUGCUGUCUGACAGCGAUAGUCAGGAUUUGGAGUUUUCCUUGACGUUCACGCAUCUUGUCAUGGUCGUGCAGCAAAGUUUGGCCGUAUAUUUCUGGUUGCAGGCUUUCGAGCCGGACACUGUGAGCGGAAUUGGGUUUGGAAUAACUGCUAUACAGUUCAGCUGCCUUGGACAGCUCUGCGCGUACCUGGCAGCAGCCUCUUUGCACAUCGCCACUUGGUUUGUGGAUGAUGCGCAUCAACCGCUUCAUGCAAGUCUGUAG